Messenger RNA from Platichthys flesus (European flounder), 3767 nucleotides. Its product is annotated as cryptochrome-1-like. Gene Ontology annotation, biological process: entrainment of circadian clock by photoperiod; negative regulation of DNA-templated transcription; circadian regulation of gene expression. The coding region runs from base 127 to 2001 and encodes 624 amino acids. Gene Ontology annotation, molecular function: FAD binding; DNA binding. The record is from RefSeq and is a predicted model, not a curated record. The transcript has 15 exons. Gene Ontology annotation, cellular component: nucleus; cytoplasm. NCBI's taxonomy places the organism in Eukaryota, Metazoa, Chordata, Actinopteri, Pleuronectiformes, Pleuronectidae.
GGCGCUGCAGCCGGAGACUCAGAACCUGCGGCUCGUCACCGACCUGCUGCCCUGCACACAGCCGGGAACUGCGUCUGUCUCUGGGCCGGACAUAGACCCAGCACCGGGAGGCAGCUCCAGAAUAAAAUGUCAAACUCCAUCCACUGGUUCCGCAAGGGCCUUCGCCUCCAUGACAACCCCGCGCUGCAGGAGGCGGUGGGGGGGGCGGGCACGCUGCGCUGCGUCUACUUCCUGGACCCGUGGUUCGCCGGCUCCUCCAACGUGGGCGUCAACAGGUGGAGGUUCCUCCUCCAGUGUUUGGAAGAUCUGGACGCCAACCUUCGAAAGCUCAACUCCCGCCUGUUUGUCAUCCGGGGUCAACCAGCCAAUGUGUUCCCUCGACUCUUCAAGGAGUGGAAGAUCUCUCGUCUGACCUUCGAGUACGACUCGGAGCCUUUUGGGAAGGAGAGAGACGCUGCUAUCCAGAAGUUGGCCAUGGAGGCGGGGGUGGAGGUCAACGUGAAGAUAUCACACACCCUCUACGACCUGGACAAGAUCAUCGAGCUGAACGGCGGGCAGCCUCCUCUCACCUACAAGCGGUUCCAGACCCUGAUCAGUCGGCUGGAUCCUCCUGAGAUGCCUUCAGAGACUCUGUCCCACGCGCUGAUGGCCGGCUGCGUCACCCCCGUCUCCGACCACCACGGAGACCAGUACGGGGUCCCGUCGCUGGAGGAGCUCGGCUUCGACGUGGAGGACCUGCCGCCGGCUGUGUGGCCCGGAGGAGAGACCGAGGCUCUGACCCGGAUCGAGCGCCACCUGGAGAGGAAAGCGUGGGUGGCGAACUUCGAGCGCCCCAGGAUGAACGCCAACUCGCUGCUGGCCAGCCCCACGGGCCUCAGCCCCUACCUGCGCUUCGGCUGCCUCUCCUGUCGCCUCUUCUACUUCAAGCUCACCGACCUCUACCGAAAGGUGAAGAAGAACAGCUCCCCCCCGCUCUCCCUGUACGGUCAGUUGCUGUGGCGUGAGUUCUUCUACACCACGGCGACCAACAACCCCCGCUUCGACAAGAUGGAGGGAAACCCCAUCUGCGUCCGCAUCCCCUGGGACAAGAACCCGGAGGCUCUCGCCAAGUGGGCCGAGGCCAAGACGGGUUUCCCCUGGAUCGACGCCAUCAUGACCCAGCUGAGGCAGGAGGGCUGGAUCCACCACCUGGCCCGGCACGCGGUGGCCUGCUUCCUCACCCGGGGAGACCUGUGGAUCAGCUGGGAGGAGGGGAUGAAGGUCUUUGAGGAGCUGCUCCUGGAUGCGGACUGGAGCGUGAACGCAGGCAGCUGGAUGUGGCUCUCCUGCAGCUCCUUCUUCCAGCAGUUCUUCCACUGCUACUGCCCCGUGGGCUUCGGCCGGCGCACCGACCCCAACGGGGACUUCAUCAGGCGAUACCUCCCUGUCCUCCGAGGUUUCCCUGCUAAGUUCAUCUACGACCCGUGGAACGCCCCGGAGGCUGUGCAGGCGGCCGCCAAGUGCAUCAUCGGCCUCCAUUACCCGAAGCCCAUGGUGCAUCACGCAGAGGCCAGCAGACUCAACAUCGAGAGGAUGAAGCAGAUCUACCAACAACUCAGCCGAUACAGGGGACUGGGCCUCCUGGCCUCCGUGCCGUCGGCGAGCGGGGGAAUGAUGAGCUUCUCUCCUGGAGAGCAGCAGCCAGUGCUUGGAGGCUCAGGGAGCUCUGUGUCGUCGGGUCACAGCAGCAGAAGCAUCUUCCUCAACUUUGACAGUAAAGAACCGAAGGAGCAGCAGCAGCAUGGAUUCCAGCACUCGGUGCCGGACGCCAGCCGGAGCAUCACCAGCAGCCGACAGGGCCACGAGUUCGCUGUGCCUCAGCCCCCAGUACUCCUCCCAGCCACCAGAGGCAGCAUCACAGGGAAACGGGAGCGGGAGUCGGAACGUGACGGGGCGGGAGAGGAAGAGGAGGGGUCCUGCUCCCUGCACAAGAUGCAGAGGAAGAGUGCAGAGAUGACCUAGAGCAGUGAUGUCACUGCCUGGCUCACCUUGGAUCACCUGGCAGCAGAGAGAGGAAACCCGACAGCCAAUCGUGACGCAGGUCCCGACAUGGCCGCCGCCUCCUGAAUCCACCGGAAACUGCUCCCAGCCUUUUAACUGUCAAAAAUCCCCCGGGGCUGAACACAAGGUGAACAUGGGAGAUCUUCCUCUUGACCCAGUUUCCACUCGGCCUCUUCCUCCUGCUUCUCUGAGCUCGGGUGUCGAAACCUCAGAAGGAAACGAAACACCGACAGUGAAGCAGCUCCUGAUGUUAUUCGAGCCAUCGUCCUUUCAUACAACAACAACACACCGAGGGUUACUGAGUGUUAACCAGAGACACAACCAACACACACUCAGUUUCACUCUGGCUUUGGAAAGUCAGCAUUCCGUGUCUUUGUGCGAUUGUGAGCACAAGACGCUCAACGGGUCAAUCCUCUUUCUUUAUUGUUGUUGGAUCCCGAGUCUCUGACACGACUCUCACACUAACGUGAGCCGUGGUCCCGGUUGUGUGUCUCUCUGUGUUCGUCGUGGACAGAUCAUCUCUGUGGUGUCAAAUUAACAUUGAUUUGUUGUAGAAUGUAGAUUCUGAAUAGAGUCCAGAUGAUCGUCUCAUUCGUCUGCUCCCCCGACAGAGAAACAUCUGAGGAUGAGAUCUUUCCCUCAGACGUAAAACUCAGCUUCUUCUGCUUUUGGAAAAUUUGACAUUUUUGUAUUUUUGCGUGAAACUUGUGCAACAACCAGAAGAGGAGAGGUCGUGUUGUGGAGGUCAAACCAGCAGGACGGAGAACCGGACUGGGUUCCUCUCCCCUCUCUCACUGGGGUCACAGCUUUCUACCAUUUCUUAUAAAAAACACAAAAAGUUGCUGAACAAGAAGGAAGGAAGAAAACUGAGUCGACACGAAGAGGACAGCUGACAGCAUCGGGUGCACAUGAGCCUUAUUCUGUAGCAGAAGCCAACAUCCACCAGGAACCAGUAGAUCCUGCUGUCGAACUGGUUCUUCUCACUGUAAGACUGGUUUAGUGAAGCAUGUGGUUUUUCAUUCGACAAAUCAGACGAUAAUAUAAACUAAAUGAGAAGAGUUACAAAACGAAGUCGCCUGUGGGAGGAUCUGUGUCACAGCACUGGGACCAUUAAGCUGCUGUUUGAGUUUUCAUCCAGAAACCAUUAUCACCAGAUUCUAUUUGGUCACACACAUAACACAACAAACUGGAGCAGACACACAGACAGACACACACAGAGCCUUCGUGACAGUUUGGAGAAAAAGGAAAGUUUCUUGAAGUCUGUAUAAAACCCCAAUCUCCAUCUGAUGCGUAUUGAUUAUUAAUAAGCUAAGAGCCAAAUGGAUUCACUCCUGCACAUUGCUCACUAUACACACCAUAGAUUUCAAAAUAAAAGUCGGGUCACAGUUGUAGAGUCGACCUGAACAGGCUUUUAAUUUGGAAGGUGGAGCAGAUGGGGGCUGUAGAGGUUUGUUCUGGUUUCAGUGGUUUCCGUGACGACUCGUGUCUGUACAGGUCUACAGGAGUAACACGGGGGGGGGGGUAUUAUUAUUAUUAUUAUUUAUGUUCUGAAGAGGGUUUGAACAUUGCUCAUUUUUUUGGUAGCUCUUAUCACCAUGAAAACAGUUUAUUUUUCUUUAUUUCUUGUUUGUUCUGUGACAUGAAGGUGAGACCUGACUCCUCCCAUCAUCUCUGUCUCCUCCUCUCGAUCAACUUCAUGACAGGAAAUAAACAUUCUUACAACUUGA